AUGUCCUACAACCCCUAUCAAGGUGGAGCCCCUGGCCAAACCUUUCCCCCAAACCAAGAUCCAAGAUACAUCGACCCUCGAGCACAACAGACUCCCCCGACCUUCCAACCAUCCCCGAGUCCUCAACCCACCUUCCAACAGUAUGGCGGCCAGGUCAACCCGCAGCAGGUCUAUGCAAAUUCGCAGCAGCAGGCCUAUGCUGGGCAGCCUCAUCCUCAACAAGACCCCAUGAAUGGACUGACCGCACAAAUGGCUGGAGCCGAAAUUAGCUCCGCACAUGCACCACGCAGAAAGAAGGAUCGCCAUGCACAUCAUGAUAUUGCCUCGACCCCGGGUCCAGUACCACCACAAGUGGAUAGUUCACAGCAGGGUGUACCGCCUGGUGCCCAAUUUUAUGGUGCUGGGCAGCAUGUCCCGCAACAGCAAGCAGGUCCGCCAGGCCAGACAGAUUUCGUCAAUUCUGCAGACAAAUUACGCAUGGGAGAAGAGGCGGUGGCUACCCAAGGUCGUGUCGACCCUGAACAGAUACCGAGUGUGGCACGAGCAAGAGAUGUGGCGACACAACACUAUCAAACGAAUAUCUACCCGAGUAUGGAACAACAUCUCCCUCCACCCGGUGCCGUCCCUUUUGUCGCCCAUGACCAGGGCAAUUCUACACCAAAGUAUGCGCGCCUCACGGUCAACAACAUUCCUUCAUCCCAGGAAGCACUAGCAUCGACGGGUCUGCCUCUUGGUCUCGUCUUACAGCCAUUCGCCGAACCGCAGGAAGGAGAACAACCAGUACCUGUCUUGGAUUUUGGUGAAGCAGGCCCUCCGAGGUGCCGCAGAUGUCGAACAUACAUCAACCCAUUUAUGACCUUCAGAUCCGGUGGCAGUAAAUUAGUAUGCAAUAUGUGCAACUUUCCCAACGACGUGGCUCCCGAGUAUUUUGCACCUACAGAUGCUUCUGGAGUCCGCGUGGAUCGACUACAGCGUCCCGAAUUGAUGCUGGGCACGGUCGAAUACUUGGUGCCGAAAGAAUACUGGGCAAAGGAGCCUGUACCCCUUCGAUGGUUGUUCUUGGUGGAUAUCACUCAAGAGGCCAUUAAUCGAGGACUCCUUGCCUCGGUAUGCCAAGGUAUCUUGGAUGCACUUUAUGGACACGAAAGAGAUGGAGAGGAAGGAGAAGACGAUAAUGAGGAGACUCCAACUUCGAAACUCCCAAUCGGUACCAAGAUAGGAAUUGUGACAUAUGAUAAAGAAGUCCAAUUUUACAAUCUCACAGCGGGCUUGGCGACUGCACAGAUGAUGGUCAUGACAGACCUUGAUGAUCCAUUCGUACCUCUGGCCGAAGGACUGUUCGUUGAUCCUCAUGAAUCAAAAGAUGUCAUCACCUCCCUACUUCAAUCCAUCCCCACCAUGUUUACCUUGGUUAAGAACCCUGAACCAGCCUUGUUGCCCACUCUCAAUGCAGCAAUGGCAGCCCUGGCAGCUACUGGAGGCAAAAUCAUCUGUUCCUUAUCUACACUGCCGACCUGGGGUCCUGGAAGAUUACAUCUACGUGACGAUGGGAAAGGUCGAGAUACUGACCAUGAAAAGAAAUUGUUCACCACUGAGCACCCCCUUUGGAAGAAGACUGCCAGUGCCAUGGUAACUGCUGGUAUCGGCGUCGACUUCUUCUUAGCUGCCGCUGGAGGUGGAUAUAUGGACAUUGCAACCAUUGGACACAUGUCUCGCCUGACGGGUGGAGAAAUGUUCUACUAUCCCAACUUUGUCGCUCCUCGAGAUUCUUUGAAGCUCCAAGACGAAAUCAAGCACUCACUGCAUCGAGAAACAGGCUAUCAGGCACUGAUGAAAGUGAGGUGUUCAAAUGGACUUCAAGUUUCUUCGUACUACGGCUCAUUCCUUCAACAUACCUUUGGGGCCGAUCUUGAGUUUGGUACGAUUGACAGAGAUAAAGCUAUUGGAGUUACCUUUUCUUAUGACGGCAAGCUGGAUGCCAAAUUGGAUGCUCACUUCCAAGCAGCCUUGUUGUAUACCUCAGCUACAGGUCAACGACGAGUACGCUGCAUCAAUGUUGUUGCAGGAGUCAAUGAAGGUGCCACCGAAACCAUGCGUACCGUUGAUCAAGAUGCAGUCGUCAACAUAAUUGCCAAAGAAGCUUCUUUCAAGAUAUCAGAAAAAUCUCUGAAGGAUCUUCGUGCUGCAAUUACGGAAAGAACGAUUGAUGUUCUAUCUGGAUAUCGCAAGAAUUUCUCCGGCUCACAUCCUCCAGGCCAGCUAGUACUCCCAGAACAUCUCAAGGAGUUCGCUAUGUAUACGCUCGGUCUAAUAAAGAGCCGUGCAUUCAAAGGCGGUGUGGAACCUACAGAUCGCCGUGUACAUUCUGCACGAUUGUUACGAUCCGCUGGUGUUACAGAGAGUGCUUUAUAUCUGUAUCCAAGAAUAUACGCUCUACAUAAUCUACAGCCAGAGGACUGCUUUGCCAACCCCGAAACAUUCCAGCUUGUUGUUCCGCCAACACUUCGCGCAUCAUUCGCUCGUGUUGAAGAAGGAGGCGUGUAUCUCAUUGAUAAUGGGCAAAUCAUGUUGAUCUGGCUUCACGCCCAAACCUCACCAAAUCUGAUAGAAGAUCUCUUCGGCGAAGGGAAACAAUCUCUCCAGGAACUCGACCCAAUGCUCAAUAGCCUCCCAAUACUUGAAACUCAUCUCAACGCACAAGCACGGAAUCUCAUCGCCUACCUCUCGACCAUCCGCGGCUCCAAAUCAGCAACAUUCACCUUGGCAAGACAAGGCCUGGACGGCAGUGAAUUCGAAUACGCACGCAUGUUGAUCGAAGACCGUAACAACGAAGCCCAAAGCUACGUCGACUGGUUGGUCCAUGUACACCGCGCGAUUCAGAUGGAACUAAGCGGCCAGCGCAAGAAAGAAGACACGGGAGACCACGAGGGUAUUUUGAACUCGUUGACGGGCUUGAAAGCGCCUUAUUGGACAUAG
Molecule: messenger RNA, 2976 nt
Organism: Exophiala bonariae
Lineage: Eukaryota; Fungi; Ascomycota; Eurotiomycetes; Chaetothyriales; Herpotrichiellaceae
Exons: 2
Coding region: 1-2976 (991 amino acids)
Biological process (GO): endoplasmic reticulum to Golgi vesicle-mediated transport; COPII-coated vesicle cargo loading; intracellular protein transport
Cellular component (GO): endoplasmic reticulum exit site; COPII vesicle coat
Molecular function (GO): zinc ion binding; SNARE binding
Source: RefSeq, a predicted model, not a curated record